Messenger RNA from Anolis sagrei ordinatus, 2238 nucleotides. RefSeq names its product NTPase KAP family P-loop domain-containing protein 1-like. The record is from RefSeq and is a predicted model, not a curated record. Lineage: Eukaryota; Metazoa; Chordata; Lepidosauria; Squamata; Anolidae.
AUGCAGAUGAAACAUCAGGAGAGAAUGCUGAUGGAACAUGGCCAUACAGCCCACAAAACUCACAGCAACCCAUUGGAGAAAUACAUUUUCAUAUUUUCCCCUAUGAGUUCCUGCAUAAUCAAUGUCCUAAAACUCUUCCUUUCCUCUUCAGAAUAUAUGCGGUAUCAAUCUUGGAAAAAGGACCAACAGGAAUUCCGUCGGACAGGGUUGAAACAGAGAGGGACAACCGGUUGGGACCUGGUCUCCGUCAUCCUUCUUAUGAUCUUCUAUCGUCCUGUCCUGACACCCCAACACAGGCAGAGGAGGAACGUCCAGCACAUUUUUAUUCAUUUCAGCGCCUGGGAAUAUGCCGGGAGUGACCAGCUCUGGGCCGGCCUCAUUACGGCUCUAUGUGAUGGCAUCGAGAGUCAUUUUGGCCUGGCCCCGAUGAGCGUCUACCGAACUGUGGGUCGGAAAUGCGGCAUUGUUGAGUCAUCUCUACCCAAAGAAUGGGUCAGCAAGAAGUAUCUCUGCCUACCCUUAUGGGCUGCGAUACUUCUGGUGUUCGGGGUGGCUGUUGUGGUUGCUGUCCUCAUCUUUCUAUACGGCAUCCCAGUCGGCGAUGCUUCUGGAGAUGCCAUCGCAGUGGCCGAGGGUGUUGGGGCCACGGCAGUGGGGAUCACAGCGGCAGCAGCAGUCCGGAUGGGCGUGAUGGUGCUCCGGAAUGUGGUGGUCACCCAAAAGGCCCAGCUGGAGAGGCAGAUGAACCGGACGGACCUCAGUGCCCAGUUGGGCUUCAUGAGCAAUGUCAAGAGGGAAGUCAGGAUCAUCGCCAAGUUCCUCCAGUUCAUGGAGAUCUUCCAGCGCAGGAAGCUCCGGGUAGUUCUGGAAAUCACCAGCUUGGACCGCUGCAGCCCCGACAAAGUGGUGGGUGUCCUGGACGCGAUGAACAUCCUCCUUUCGGACUAUGAGGCCCCAUUCGUCUCCAUCUUGGUGGCCGACCCGAGCGUGAUCGUGGACUGCGUGGAGAACUCACUGUUCAUGAAAGGGAUGGCCAACAAUGGCUAUGAAUUCCUCAACCGCAUCAUCACCUUGCCCUUUUCGGUCCCCAAGACGGACCUCAACACCAAGAUGCAGCUGAUCCAGAGAAUCGUUCAAUGCAAGGAGGAGCAGGAGAAAAGUUUUGAAGACGAUGAGGAAUCAGGAGAAAACCUUCCGCUGAAGAACCCGGCUAAAGAGACAAAUACGUCAAGAAUUUGCUGUUGCUGUAAAUCACCUGAUCAGAAGAUGCCUGGCAGAAACAGAGACAGCUGCCGGGUGCCUUUAGUGGUGGUGAAUUCCCCUAAGACGGAAGAGCCACACAACAGAAAAUGUGGGAAAGGCUUCAAAGCCAAAGAUUUGAUCCAAGAGGCCUUUGAGUACUUGCUGGACGACAGCAUGAAGGAGUACGUGACAGACAACAUGUUGCAAAUGAAACGGAUCAUCAACAGCAUCGCUGUCACGGUCCGGCUCAUGGCGACGGAGGUUCCUCGAGAGAAGCUGUGUCCACAAAAGGUGACCUCCUGGGUUCUUCUCGCCAACCAGUGGCCCUGCAGACUGAGUUGGAUCUUGCAGUGCAUCGAGGACGACGAGCAGACGGGCCGCCUUUGCGAGGGCCAAGAGUGCCAGCUCACCCCAGACCUCUUCUUGUGGGAGGUGUACGAGAAGUACAUGGAGGAGCUCGACAUGCUCAAAGCCCAGCUGGAGAAGCUGCUGGAGCUGGACAGGGACCCGGAACUUUUCCACAACUUCAUCUGCGGACGCUUCCGGGUGAAGGACGCCAACUUCUUCCUGCCCUACACAGUCAACCUGGACUCUUCCUUGAAGAGACACAUGGAGCUCUUGCGAGGCAGCCGCAGCCUCAAGCGGACCAACAAGAGCCACGGGAUUUCCAAAUGCAUCCUCUUGGGGAUGUCGGUAGAGCAGAUCUGCAAAGAGAUGGACAAUCUUUCCCUGAAGGAGGAAAAUGCCCAGCGGUACAAAGAGCGGUUGAGGGAGCAUCACUUGGACGGCCGGGCGCUGCUUUAUAGUGACCGAAACGAGGUGAAGGAUGCCCUUGGCAUGGGCCUGGGCGAAUGGAUGGCCUUCUGCAUGCAUUUUCUUGACUCCGUCCCUGCAUCUUCUGCAUUGCCGUUGUUCCCAGCAAAAAGCUGGCUAAGCUUGCAGGACAGCACGUUGAAAGUAAGCCGGCUGUCCUUAUCCAAGGAAAACAUCCUCUGA